Messenger RNA from Tricharina praecox, 1702 nucleotides. RefSeq names its product cytochrome P450 monooxygenase. Gene Ontology annotation, molecular function: oxidoreductase activity, acting on paired donors, with incorporation or reduction of molecular oxygen; heme binding; monooxygenase activity. The transcript has a single exon. Lineage: Eukaryota; Fungi; Ascomycota; Pezizomycetes; Pezizales; Pyronemataceae. The record is from RefSeq and is a predicted model, not a curated record. Bases 87 to 1499 code for a protein of 470 amino acids.
CCGCCGAUAAGCGAUAAGAUCCGCAUAUAUGACCAACAACGGCCCCACCAUCCUAGGCACCACACGUCACGACAUUUAACGCGAGAAUGGCCCUCCUCCUUCCCGCCCUCCUCUUGAUCCCGGUAUUUCUGCUUCUCGUCUACCGUCAUCGCACGAAGCCUUCCAUCAUCCCACUGUUGCAUCCCCUUUCCGCUUUCACCUCGCUACCGAUCCUGCUCCCUACCCUGUUCGGACGCCGGAACGCCACAAUCCACAGAGCACAUCUUCAACAUGGAUCCAUCGUCCGGCUUUCGCCCACCGAGGUCUCCUUUUCCGCGCCCAGCGUGCUGAGCACAAUCUACACUUCAUCCCCCAAGCCGCCCUGGUACCGCGUCUUCCACAAUUAUGGCAUAGCCUCGAUGUUCGCAACCCCGCUCGGACGGGAACACGCGGCGAAAAGGAAGAUAUUGGCCGGGGCGUAUAGCAACGGGGCGGUCCUGAAGAACCCCGUUAUCAAGCGGGUGGCGAGCGAGGUGCUACCGGUGCUGCUGGGAGAGUUCUCGGCAGCCCGGGAGAAGGAAGUCGAAGUGUGGAUGACAUUCAAUCGCCUCACGAUGGACUUCGUCACGGCAUUUCUUCUCACCCGCGAGCUUGGGAGCAGGUUCCUAGAGGGCGAGGACAUGAAGAUAUUGCGCCUCUAUCACAGCCGUCGAGGGUACUUUGGGGUUUCUUCGGAGCUGCCGUGGCUGGCGAGGUGGAUCAUACCCCAGCGGAUCAACGACGCGAACGAUCGGAUCGAGGCGUGGUGUCGUCUGCUGUGUGAUCGACGUCGGCGCGGGGAAGGCGGGACGGAGGAGUGUAUCUUCGACCGUCUCACCUCCGCUGCGGAACUCUCGGAGAUGCAGGCGGCUAGUGAGAUACUGGAUCAUAUCGGCGCGGGACACGAAACCACCGCGUUGGCCCUGUCGUUCGCUCUCGCAGCUCUCUCGGGGCAGCCGCUGUUGCAAAAACAGCUGAGGGAGAGCUUGGAGUCAUUGGUGGAGGUCCGAGACGGAUGGAAGCUCCCCCGAGCGGAUGGGGACGGGCUCGAAGACCAACCGCUGCUGAACGCCAUCAUCAAGGAAACGUUGCGGCUGUACGCACCUAUUCCUGGAAGCCAGCCCAGGGUUGUUAUCCGAGAUAUGGAAAUCCUGGGUCACUUUGUGCCAGCCGGGACUGUGAUAUCAGCGCAGGCAUACUCGCUUCAUAGGGAUCCAGCAAUAUGGAAAGAUAUGGAGAGGUUUAUGCCAGAAAGGUGGCUGGAAGGGGACACGACGGAGAUGGAGAGGGCAUGGUGGCCGUUUGGCAGUGGCGGUAGAGGCUGUAUCGGACGUAAUCUGGCCAUGUGGGAGAUGAGGAUGGUUCUCGCGGCUAUCUAUGCGAACUUUGAGACGGAAAGCUCCAGCAGUACGGAGGGUGUUGAUACAUACACCACUGCUCCGAUAGAAGGAAGAGUUGAGGUUGUUUUUAGAAGGGCUUAGGAUGGAAAGCCGCCCCGACCAUUUUGUUCCAGUUGUAUUUUGUCGGAGUGAUCGAGUUUUUGCUAGAUAGCUCGUGCAGGACGCUCAGUCAUUGUGUCAUGGCUUAAGAUAUGUGGGGCCCCGCGUUGUCCCAACCAAUCUCAAAACAUAGCAUCGUCAGCCGAGUGCGUAACCUGAGUAUAUUACGGACCAAGAAUAAUGAU